Molecule: messenger RNA, 1359 nt
Organism: Glarea lozoyensis ATCC 20868
Lineage: Eukaryota; Fungi; Ascomycota; Leotiomycetes; Helotiales; Helotiaceae
Exons: 2
Coding region: 1-1359 (452 amino acids)
Molecular function (GO): hydrolase activity, acting on carbon-nitrogen (but not peptide) bonds
Source: RefSeq, a predicted model, not a curated record
AUGGAUCUAUAUAUCGAGGCUUCAACACCGACUGAGACAGGUCCAAUUCCAACAUACACAAUAGACCUUGAUCUCCCGUCUCGCCAGCGCUAUGUGCAGCUCGCAACAGACUUCGGUCCCAAAAUGCGUGCUCUAGUUCCCUUACUUGAUGAGGUGUUAGAGUGGCUACUUCCAUUCAAGGCCCUCCGUCUUUUGUUCAAAUAUCUCGCAUCGAUCUUGCUACGACGAGUACAUUCGGAAGAAGAGACAGAAGAGCUGAGAGGUAUGUGUGAUGUUACUGGGGUAGACAUGUUUGUCUUUGUUGCCGUAAAUGUGUUGCUUGACUCUAUGCUGGGUUGUACUAGUGGAGCUGUUUUGGUUGAAGAAGAUGGGCCGAGGCCUCCGACAAUGAUGCAUUUUAGGACGCUAGAUUGGGGAAUGGAUGGGUUGAGAAAUCUACUUGUUACUUUGGAGUUUGUGAGAUCAAAAUCUCCUGAGCCCAAGAAGGUUAUCGCGAGGUCAAUUACAUAUGCUGGCUUCGUAGGCGUGUUGACCGGAGUCAGAAAAGACCUCUCGGUAUCUUUCAACUUUCGUGGGGUUCAUAGAUGUUCAAGUGCGCGUCUUCGCUAUCACCAACUUCUUGUUCUCUUAGGCUUCCGUCCCUCAAUAGCCUCAUACCUCCGCAAGACUAUGUUCCCAGAAGACCCUUCUGUCACGCUGGCCACAAUUAGUUCAGGCUUGCAAAAAAUAACGUCUUCGCCAUGUUACAUAAUACUGUGUUCCGGUACGCAAACUGACGUGAUAGAACGCGAUCUCGUCACCUCACGGAUCCGAAGCGAUGAUCAAUUCAUCGUCCAUACAAACCACGACGAAACGAUACCUUCUGUGUCUGUUUCGUCGAUGGAUGUCAUAAAACCGGAGGCCCUUUAUGUAGUAGCCGCCCUAAAAGAGUUCAUGGAAGACUCCAAACAUCGCGCGGUUUGUUUUGCUGAUAGGUGGGCUGCUCUCAAGGGUUUGCGCGAAAACGCAAUUAGCCAAGUAGAAAAUGAUUCGAAGCCAAAAGAAAACAAGAUAAGUAUGUCGAUAGAACUUUUGGUGGAAUGGGUAAAAACCUAUCCCACUAUGAAUGAAUGCUCGCAUUUUGGUUGCAUCUUGGAUCCAAGCACUGGGACAGUCAAGAUGUUGGAGAGGGAAGGGUUCGGUGAUCCAGAGGACGUGACCGAUGAAGAUUCGGAGGAUGAUGAAGACGAGAAUGAGGACGAAGACGAAGAUCAAGAUCAAGAUAGAGUUGAAAAGGAGAAUGCAGAUGAAGUUGUAGAUGAAAGGAAAGGUGAUGAUGAUGAAUAUGUAGAUGAAAGCGAGGGUAAGGAUCAAGACUAG